Messenger RNA from Penicillium cosmopolitanum, 938 nucleotides. Its product is annotated as 60S ribosomal protein uL2. The record is from RefSeq and is a predicted model, not a curated record. Gene Ontology annotation, molecular function: structural constituent of ribosome; RNA binding. Bases 35 to 799 code for a protein of 254 amino acids. Gene Ontology annotation, biological process: cytoplasmic translation. Lineage: Eukaryota; Fungi; Ascomycota; Eurotiomycetes; Eurotiales; Aspergillaceae. The transcript is spliced from 4 exons. Gene Ontology annotation, cellular component: cytosolic large ribosomal subunit; ribosome.
ACGACAAGCCUAUCUUCAAUUCGAGACAGUCGCCAUGGGUCGCGUUAUCCGCAACCAGAGGAAGGGCCGUGGCUCCAUUUUCACGGCCAACACCCGCCUGAACAAGACCCCCGCCCAGUUCCGCACUCUCGACUUCGCUGAGCGUCACGGAUACACCCGUGGUGUUGUCAAGGAGAUCAUUCACGAUGCCGGUCGUGGUGCUCCCCUCGCCAAGGUCCAGUUCCGCCACCCCUACAAGUUCAAGAUGGUGACCGAGACCUUCAUCGCCAACGAGGGCAUGUACACCGGCCAGUUCAUCUACGCCGGUAAGAACGCCCAGCUCACCGUCGGAAACGUCCUGCCCCUUGGCUCCAUGCCCGAGGGUACCGUCGUCUCCAACGUCGAGGAGAAGUCCGGUGACCGUGGUGCGCUCGGCCGUACCUCCGGUAACUACGUUACCGUCAUUGGCCACAACCCCGAGGAAGGCAAGACCCGUGUCAAGCUGCCCUCCGGUGCCAAGAAGGUCAUCAAGAACACCGCCCGUGGUAUGGUUGGUAUCGUCGCCGGUGGUGGCCGUACCGACAAGCCCCUGCUCAAGGCUUCUCGCGCCAAGCACAAGUUCGCUGUCAAGCGCAACUCUUGGCCCAAGACUCGUGGUGUUGCCAUGAACCCCGUCGAUCACCCUCACGGUGGUGGUAACCACCAGCAUAUCGGUAAGGCCUCGACCAUCUCCCGCUACGCCACCCAGGGUCAAAAGGCCGGUCUCAUUGCCGCCCGCAGAACCGGUCUGCUCCGUGGUACCCAGAAGACCAAGGAUUAAGCGUGAUAUUACGUGGAGUUUUCUUUGUGACGGGUUGAAAAUGGACUUCUGCUAUGAGACACAUGUACUUAGGCGAGUGCGGAUAAGCGUCCCAUGCGCCCUUAGCGAAUUAAGGUUGUGGCCACCAUCUUUUUCAUUU